Molecule: messenger RNA, 1361 nt
Organism: Annulohypoxylon maeteangense
Lineage: Eukaryota; Fungi; Ascomycota; Sordariomycetes; Xylariales; Hypoxylaceae
Product: HotDog domain-containing protein
Exons: 3
Coding region: 439-1185 (248 amino acids)
Source: RefSeq, a predicted model, not a curated record
AGAACCCCUAUCUGAAAUCCUCCAUGUCUCUGUUAUAUCCGGCAACUCGAAGCUAUUAGAUUAGGAUGGCUGAUGUCAUCCACUAUCCCGAGGAACCCGUCUCCAUCAAGCUGAAAAAAGUAUGGGUAGAUCUCGAAUGUGACUUGUCAAUGCUUUUCGCUAAGGGGGCGAGAUAAGGGUAGUAUUUUCUCGCUCUUUUUUCACUUUUCUUGAAGAGAUCUGCUAUUUCCUCAGAUCUCUGUUUAUUGUUACCUAGAUUCACGGCGAGCUGAUGUUUGAAUACGCGAUCGUCGAAGAUACUGGAGCAUAUCGUAUACCAUAGACUAUGAUAUCUUGAGCGCCUCAUUGAUUAUACACUAUACCAUUAUACCAUUAUACCCUUCAUAACACUCUCCCUUUUUCUCUAUUUAGUUCUCAAGUAAAGUGAUCGCACUUCACAUGUUUAAAAUGUCCACCACUCCGACCCAAGUCCUAAAGCCGCACUCCCCAUCCACAAACUACCACCAAUCCGUUGCAGACCCCCUCGCGCACUUCCAAGCGAUACCAUGGUGUGCCGCGCUCCUCUCCGACCCAAGCAACAUCCAAGUUGCCGUCCCGGACCGAAAACUACUCCCCAACAACGAAUCGAGCUUCGUGCAUAAGGUGAUGAACAGUCCGACCACCGUCCGCGCCUGUGUAACCUUCAUCCGACUGGUCAAGCCCUCUAGAUCCCAGACCAAAUCCUCUCUUCCGCCAAGUUCAGGGGCAAACAAAACCAGCAAUGGGGAAGAAACCACAAAAAAGGACCCGAAGGCAAGCCCUGCCAUCUUCAGCGGCGGCGGCAGGGAAAACGGCGAAGACCCGCGAAACCCAUUCCUGUUGCUCCACGCCCUAGCCGAGCUAGGCGUCGACUGCCAAAGUUUCCCGGGGAUAAUGCACGGCGGGCUGUACGGUGUGUUAUUAGACGAAGUUAUGGGGACAGCGGCGAAUUCACAAACCGCAAACGGAGCCUACACAGUCCGCUUCACAACGAACUUCCGACGCGCCGUCCGAACACCGCAGAUCGUCCUGAUCAGAGGCCGAGUCGUGCGGAAGGAAGGGCGUAAACUCCACGUCAGGGGCACGAUCGAAGAUAAAGACGGAAACAUAAUGGCCGAAGGCGACGGCCUCUGGCUCGACCGAAACAUCGGCCAAAGCAAGCUAUAAGCACGAAAUCUCCCAUCCCAGGACCCGAACCGACCAUACCUACCAUCACACCAAGUAAACGACGAGCAAAGACAAGAGUAGCAUAUACAUAUCCCCUAGGCAGCAAAGUACGGAGUUGAGGCACGGUUGAUAAAUUCCAAUAAUCCACAUACACCUCUGUAACCGAGCAAGCGAGA